Messenger RNA from Clupea harengus (Atlantic herring), 1617 nucleotides. Its product is annotated as tryptase gamma-like. Gene Ontology annotation, biological process: proteolysis. The coding region runs from base 1 to 1617 and encodes 538 amino acids. Lineage: Eukaryota; Metazoa; Chordata; Actinopteri; Clupeiformes; Clupeidae. The record is from RefSeq and is a predicted model, not a curated record. The transcript has 13 exons. Gene Ontology annotation, molecular function: serine-type endopeptidase activity.
AUGCUGAGAUUCGUCCUGCUGAUCGUCCUCGCCAGCCUCGUUCUGGCUGAGAUGCCCCAGAUUGUGCCCAGGUACCUGGAGGAUGGUGCUGAGGAGAGGGUGGUGGGUGGUGAGGUGGCCCAUCGCGGCUCCUGGCCCUGGCAGAUCUCUCUCCAGUACAAGUCUGGAAACGGCUACAGGCACACCUGUGGAGGCACUCUGGUCCAAAGGGGUUGGGUGAUGACCGCUGCCCAUUGUGUGGACACCCCAAGAACCUGGCGCGUUGUGCUCGGAGACAACGACUUCAACACAAAUGCCGGCACAGAACAGGUCCGUGAGGUCAGCGAAGUGUUCAGCCACUCCAACUGGGACUCCAGCAAUGUCGCUGCUGGGUAUGACAUUGCCCUGCUGCGUCUGUCUAAGGAUGCCACCCUGAACCCCUACGUGUUGCUCGGCGCCCUCCCUACCCCUGACGAGGUUCUGCCCCAUGACCACCCCUGCCACAUCACCGGGUGGGGCCUCACCGCAACCGGUGGUGAGAUCUCAACCCAGCUGAAGCAGGCCUUCCUGCCCGUGGUUGACCAUGAGACCUGCUCCAGUGGCAGCUGGUGGGGCAGCACUGUGCAGGACACCAUGGUGUGCGCUGGAGGCGGCAGCGACACUGGGUGCAACGGAGACUCUGGCGGCCCCCUGAACUGUAAGGUUGAGGGCAAGUAUGUGGUCCACGGUGUGGCCAGCUUCGUGUCCUCCCAGGGAUGCAAUACUGAGAUGAAGCCCACUGUUUUCACCCGUGUGUCUGCUUAUCUGGGCUGGAUGGAGCAGGUGUUGUCCCAAGAAGCGCUGAGCUUCUUGGAGGAUUUGGCUGAGCGUGAUGUGGGAGGUGAGGUGGCCCUGCCUCACUCCUGGCCCUGGCAGGCCAGUGUGCAGGUGUCUAAUCCCCGCGGCUCCCCCUUCAAACACAUGUGCGGUGGUGUUGUGCUCAACAAGAAGUGGAUCCUGACUGCAGCACACUGUGUGGAGACUGACGAGCUGCGACGCAUUGUUCUCGGUGACCACAACCUCACAGACUACGGAGGCCAGGAGAUAUACAAGACGGUUGGCCAGGUCUACCUCCACCCUGAGUGGAACUCCACACGAGUGGAUGACGGGUGUGACAUCGCGCUGCUGAGGCUGCACACGGAUGCCGCCAUCAAUAAGUACGUCCAGCCUGCCACUCUGCCCAAACCUGGAGACGAGCUUUCAAAGAAGACCACCUGCUACGUCACAGGCUGGGGGAUGACCAAGGCCUCUGGUGAGAUGUCCAUGCUCUUGAAGCAGGUCUACUUGCCUCUGGUGGACUCUAAGAAGUGCAGCAGCAAAGACUACUGGGGGACAACAGUCAAAGACACCAUGGUCUGCGCUGGAGAGGGAGACAGCGCCAACUGCCAGGGCGACUCUGGUGGCCCUCUGAACUGCGUGGUGAACGGGCGGCCUGUGGUCUACGGCAUCACCAGCUUCGUGUCCGCUAGAGGCUGCAGCCAGCCCACCAAGCCCACCGUCUUCACCCACGUGUCGGCCUUCAGCGAGUGGAUUGAGAGCGUAAGACAACGCACACAGAGAUGCUUAUGUGGCAAAUGCAUGGAUGAUCUUGUGCUGUGA